Molecule: messenger RNA, 1975 nt
Organism: Selaginella moellendorffii
Lineage: Eukaryota; Viridiplantae; Streptophyta; Lycopodiopsida; Selaginellales; Selaginellaceae
Product: serine/threonine protein phosphatase 2A 57 kDa regulatory subunit B' beta isoform
Exons: 2
Coding region: 291-1925 (544 amino acids)
Biological process (GO): signal transduction
Cellular component (GO): protein phosphatase type 2A complex
Molecular function (GO): protein phosphatase regulator activity
Source: RefSeq, a predicted model, not a curated record
CGCCUAGGGUUUGAGGGACGAGCAGCGAAGAUCCGCUCGCGAUUGAGCUGCCGCGGCUGCAAUCCCUACUGUGGCCACGAAUCGGCGGGGGUCGCCUCCCCAUGGGCUGGAUCUGCCGGCCACAGAUCCGGCUGUUCUUCGCGAGGUAUGGAGAAUGCCGCGCAUUCGCUGGCUGCGAGGUAAGAUCGGCGUGGAUCUCCGGAAUUUGAGGGUUUUAGGCCGCCGCUGGGGCAAGGAUCUGCGGCAGGGAAAGGAUACAUUGCUAGAUGUGAGGCUCGCCCUGCGCAGGGAUGAAGAAGAAAUGGCGGUAUUGGUUUCCCAAGCUCUCGGCAUCGACCAAAGUGGACAAUGAAUCGUCCGGGGAUAGGAAAUCCAAUGGGGUAGCUCAUCAGAAUGGUCGCGCGGGCGCGGCGGCCGGGAAAUCCAGCGCUACUGCUGCCACCGCUUAUAGGAGUAGCUCCGGCCCUUUGAUACAGCAGCAGCAGCAGCAGCAGCAGCAGUACCAGAGCUUGCAAGCGAAGCCUCUGGAGCUCCAGAGCUCCUUGAAUGGACAACCCACCUCUUUCUCAGAUCCGCUAGUGUCGCUCAAGGACGUUCCCAGCUCCGACCGCCAAGCGCUACUCGUCCGGAAGCUCAAGCUCUGCUCCAUCACCUUCGACUUCACGGACUCGUCCAAGAAUCCAAAGGAGAAAGAGAUGAAGCGCCAGACGCUGCUGGAGCUCGUCGACUACAUCUCCUCGGGGACGACGGGGAAGCUCAACGAGGUGGUGUCGGAGGAGGUUGUGAAGAUGGUCACAGCCAACAUCCACCGAUCUUUGCCGCCAUCCGCGAGGGAUUUGUCGGGGUCGUCGGAGAGCUUGGAGCAAGAGGAGGAGGAGCCGAUCAUGGAUCCUGCAUGGCCACACUUGCAGCUCGUCUACGAGUUUUUGCUGCGCUACGUGGUUUCGACUGACACGGACGCCAAGAUCGCCAAGAGAUACGUCGACCACGCCUUCGUCCUGAGGCUUCUGGACCUGUUCGACUCGGACGAUCCCAGGGAGAGGGACUACCUCAAGACCAUCCUUCACAGGAUUUACGGCAAGUUCAUGGUCCACCGGCCAUUCAUCCGGAAGGCCAUCAACAACAUCUUCUAUCGGUUCAUCUUCGAGACCGAGAGGCACAACGGCAUCGCGGAGCUGCUCGAGAUCCUGGGGAGCAUCAUCAACGGCUUCGCGCUGCCGCUCAAGGAAGAACACAAGCUCUUCCUCGUCCGGGCGCUCAUCCCGCUGCACAAGCCGAGGUUCGUGUCGCAGUACCACCAGCAGCUCUCGUACUGCAUCACGCAGUUCGUGGAGAAGGAUCUGAAGCUGGCGGACACGGUCAUCCGGGGGCUUCUCAAAUACUGGCCCGUUGUCAACAGCCAGAAAGAGGUGCUCUUCCUGGGCGAGAUGGAGGAGAUCCUGGAAGGAACUCAAGCCGCCGAGUUCCAGCGCUGUAUGGUCCCGUUGUUUCGUCAGCUCGCGCGCUGCCUCAACAGCUCUCACUUCCAGGUAGCCGAGAGAGCGCUGUUUCUCUGGAACAACGAUCACAUUGUCAACCUGGUUGCGCAGAACCGGCAAGUGAUUCUUCCGCUGGUGUUCAGCUCGCUGGAGAAGAACAGCCGGAGCCACUGGAACCAGACGGUCCACAACUUGACGCUCAACGUCCGCAAGAUGCUGGUAGAGAUGGAUCCCGAGCUGUUUAGCGAGUGCCAGAAGAGGUUUGAGGAGGAGGAGGCCAAGCACAAGGUGGUGGAGGACAAGAGGGAGGCCAAGUGGAGGAGAUUGGAGGCGGCAGCAGCGGCCAGGAGUGGAUCGACCGGCGAGAAUCUUUUGGCAUCGGCGUCGGCAUCUCCAUGCAACGGUGUAAGCUUCGCGUCGGGCAAGCAACAAGGGAGCCACCAAUAGGAAGGAACGUUUGAUUUUUAAAAGUGGGAAUCUAUUUGUUUGUAUUUUUA